Molecule: messenger RNA, 1875 nt
Organism: Canariomyces notabilis
Lineage: Eukaryota; Fungi; Ascomycota; Sordariomycetes; Sordariales; Chaetomiaceae
Exons: 3
Coding region: 243-1538 (431 amino acids)
Source: RefSeq, a predicted model, not a curated record
GGUCCAAAUGGUCCAUACAGCUCUCUCAUAGAACACUGCAUCAACAGAGCAGCAUGCACCUCAACCCAUUCCACCCAUCUACUCGCGAUACCUUCUUGAUCAUCCCAACUCGGUACUAGACAGCACAUCGUAUACCUCUUUUUCUUGAGCAUUCGUCUUUUGUCGAGUGAAACCGGUGAACAGGACGGUUCACAGCGCGGCAGUAGCAUACGCCCCUUGCAGUCGGUCAUAAGGUGUUCUUGAUGGAGGCAUAUAUGUAUCUUCCUGGCAAUGGCUACGAGGGCAUCACCUGUCAAGACGAUCCAUGGCCGGAUUCAGCCAGCAUGCAGAGGAGCAGCUCCCAGUCAUCCAGUGCUUCCACCCUGAGCAGCAGCUAUACGGCCAGCACUUACAUGACGGAUUAUUCGUCUCUCGGCCAGCUGUCGCCUGUCGAGGACCUUGGCUGCCACGACCCGGCGGCAAGCUUGUACCAACUUCCAUGUUCCCAGCCGCAAGACGCAGAUCACCUUCUCUUGGCCACCGGGUCCCAGUAUCAAAUCAGUGACCAACAACACCUACCCCAAGCUCUGCAGCUUUGCACACCUUACCAGCUCUUUACGCACCUGGUCCCCAGCAUCGAAGCAGCGGCUCGUCAAGCGACGGAUCAUGCAAGUCUCAUGAUCCAAAGUCAGGGAUCGUAUCUGCUGUCGGGUCUCCUUGUUGUCACAUGCGACGUCGUCGACGAAGCGCUUUGGACGCUCCAAGAUCAAGGACAGGAUUCGUCUCCCCGGGCAGCUGUACAAGACGUCCUGUACCGACACCUCUAUCGCCAGUUCAAGGAUGGAGAGCAGUUCCAAGAGGACCCAAGCAGGACCCUGCGGGAAGCGGCCUACCAGCUUCAGCUCCGGCUUCAAGGCCCCAAGGUCCCGGAGAUAUGCUACUACGCCCUCCUUGCUGUAUUGGCCAAGCUGGCCGAGGACCUGAGGGCUGAGCCCACGGAGGAGGAGGUGACCGGAGUGAAAGCGGUAGCGGCGGAAGAGGAGGAGGUAGAGGAACCAACAACGGUCCCCGGGUCUCCUGACGACGCCUUCUUCGACCCUUCACAACUCCCAACGACAGAAAAAGAACGCUACCCGUGCCUGAUACCCGGCUGCAAGCAAAAGGGUUUCAGCCGGUCGGCCGACCUGGACAGGCACUACAAGAUGGUGCACCUCGGGGAGGAGCACAAGAAGAAGUACGCGUGCGACUACAAGAAGUGUGCGCGGCACGAUGCUCCCUUUUUCCGCCAGGACCACUUCCGUGACCACCUGCGCCUGUUCCACAAGGAGGACCUCCUCAAGCGCGGGUCGGGGGCGCCCGACCGCUCCUGGUGGGAGUCGCGCUCCCCGCGCGCCAUGUUCGCCGGCUGGUGGCGCUGCAACCGCUGUCUUGUCGUCCGUGUCGACUAUGAGAGACACGGCUUCGUCUGCCCGGGCUGCGGGAACCCCUGCGAGGCGGAACGACAGAAGUACAGAAUGGCUGCGGCUGCUCAGGCUGCGCGCGGGGGUGGGCGGAAGUGAAUCAGUUUCCAUUUCUCCUUCUUUCCCUCCCUUUUCGCUUUGAUUAUCUUCGUUCAUGGCGUUGGGUUGCCUAUCUUACCUGCUACUCCCGGCUGAUUGGGGCUCUCGCCCCCUAAGCCCCCGAUUCCAACCAUCGAUGGUUCCGUCAUGAUGCUUUGAGUACUAGAUGUCAUUUUCUCCUGUUCGGCUGGUCUCCUGGAUCGUUUGCAUCGUUUGUCUUUUUCUCCCUUUUGCUAACUGCGGAACCCUCCUUGACGAAAUGACAUGACUACGACGAUGACGAGGCUGAACCAAGUGACACAGUCUCUUGAUGAUACAGGGAACAUAUCUUUUUGCC